AUGGGAAAGACAGAGCUAUAUUCUCUGUUUAAGGGUUUUCUGGACUGUAUAUGCCUCUGCUUGUCUCAGGGCAAUGGUCAGGCUGCAGAUGACAGUAAGAGAGACACUGAAAAUGGCCACCUGAUCUACAAGAGUGGGGACAUCCUCGAAGACAGAUAUGAGAUACUCGACACUUUAGGUGAGGGGACUUUUGGGAAGGUGGUUCAAUGCUUGGACCACAAAAGAGGGGGAAGCCAAACAGCUCUGAAGAUCAUUAAGAAUUUGGAGAAAUACAGAGAAGCAGCCAAACUGGAAAUCAAUGUGCUGAAGAAGAUCAGUGAAAAAGAUCCAAACAACAAACAUCACUGUGUGCAGAUGCUCGACUGGUUUAACUACUACGGCCACAUGUGCAUCUCCUUUGAGCUGCUGUCUCUCAGCACCUUUGACUUUCUGAAAGCAAACAACUUCCUACCUUAUCCCAUUAACCACAUCCGACACAUGGCCAACCAGAUCUGCAACGCUGUCAGCUUUCUCCAUGACAACAAGCUGACGCACACCGACCUGAAGCCAGAAAACAUCCUCUUUGUCAACUCAGACUACUCCCUCAUGUACAACACUGAGAAGAAGUGCAAUGAGAGGAGACUAAAUGACACCACAGUGCAACUUGUUGACUUUGGCAGCGCCACCUUUGACCAUGAAUACCACUCUACCAUCAUCUCUACACGUCACUAUCGAGCCCCAGAGGUCAUACUGGAGUUGGGUUGGAGUCACCCUUGUGAUGUGUGGAGUAUCGGCUGCAUCCUGUUUGAAUACUACGAAGGGUUCACAAUGUACCAGACUCAUGACAAUAGGGAACAUCUUGCUAUGAUGGAGAGAAUACAGGGACCAAUUCCUCGGAGGAUGAUUCAAAGGAGCAGGAAGCAGAAAUAUUUCUACUGUGGGCGUCCCAACUGGAGCGAGUGCUCCAAGUCUGGACGUUAUGUGAAAGCCAAGUGCAAGCCUUUAAGGAAGUAUUUGUUGUCACAAGGGACAGAGCACCAUCAGUUUUUUCAUCUCUUGGAGACGAUGCUGGAGUACGAGCCCUCAAAACGCACAUCUCUUUCCUCUGCUCUUCACCAUCCCUUCUUCUUGCCUCUCAAUCACCCAGGAAAGAGUCAGCUGUGGAGGAACAGCUGUGAUAUGAGCAGAUGACCUUGAACAGCCAUUCAACUUUUAAGCACCAUAACACACUGUUUAUUAUGUUUAAGUCUCUAACUACAAAUCAUGUGUAUUUAAAGCCCAUAAAAAGUCAAGUAUUUCUGCAUAACAUUUAUAUUAAUUUGAUCAGAUUUGAUUGAAAUUUAAAGCAACGUAAAUAAACUGUCAUAAAAGUUUGAUUCAAAUCAGGCUAAGUCCUGAUUGGCUCCCUGGAGUAAAUGACAUCACCUCUGUCCAACUGAGCCAUGCCCACUUCAAGCCAGUAAGCGCACAAACAAAACAACAACAAAAACAAAAUAGGGCCUUUAACAUUGCGUUUAUAUAAGGGACACUUAUGUCCAAAGCAACUUACAAUACUUUUUUGCUGACCAUGUUCUAUUUUAAAAUGUUUUACUCGUAAUGUAAAUACAUGUCAUUAGUGGUAAAUGGGCUUAAACAGACAAAACCACCAGAAUUGUCUUUUGAAGCCUGACCCCCACAUGCCAGCAGAUUGAGCCUGUUCAAAAAUGCUAAAAAAAAAAACAGCAAAUUACUUUUACACUGUAUCUCUAACAUUUAGAGGAUCAAUUUUAAUGCACAACUAAAUGAUCCUAAAAAAAAGUAUCUUUAUAGUUUAGGCUCUUAGUUAGUUUAUAAGGUGAAACGGAUGUUUUUGUAUGAUUUUUUGUAUGGAGUGUCUCUUUUUAGUCGUUUAAUAAAUUCAGUUCUUCUGU
Messenger RNA from Scomber scombrus (Atlantic mackerel), 1889 nucleotides. It is a transcript of the gene clk2b, whose product is annotated as CDC-like kinase 2b. Lineage: Eukaryota; Metazoa; Chordata; Actinopteri; Scombriformes; Scombridae. Gene Ontology annotation, biological process: regulation of RNA splicing; protein phosphorylation. Gene Ontology annotation, molecular function: ATP binding; protein tyrosine kinase activity. Gene Ontology annotation, cellular component: nucleus. The transcript has 11 exons. The record is from RefSeq and is a predicted model, not a curated record. Bases 1 to 1170 code for a protein of 389 amino acids.